AUGAACGAGUCUCAAAGUAAAAUAUCUCGAAAUACUUCAUCCUCACAUUUUAGUCUUCCUAAGAUAUAGAAAUUAACCACUGCACCAAAAUAUCUUGAGGUUAAGGGCUAUAAAAAUUAUAAGUACAAGAGUUAUAUGAUGGAUUUGAUGAAAUCUGAUAAGAAGUUAUAGAAAUUGCUACCCUUUCAUCUUCAAAAUUUGACGAAAACACCUAGAAAGAGGUAUGAACUAAAUGAUUCUACUAAAUAAGAAUUGCUUCAUUUCAGCAAAUUGGAUAAUAUAUUUACAGAGGGGGAUUUAGAUGUAAUGAAACAAGCUACAGUUACUCAGGGGGCUAUGAAUAUUCAAGCCAUGUAUAAGAAAACAUUGAAGUCGUACGAACAGGAUUCAUAAAACACUAGGAGAGCUGACGAGAGUCAAUUAUGCGAUGAAAUAACUAUGAAUAAUAGUAUGAUAAGCAAUAUUAUUGAACAUCAAAAAUAAUUGACUAUCAAUCCAAGAGUGAUCAGAUAAGCAAAGAAAGAAAUAUAUAAAGAGAUGAACACUAUCAAAGAAUUCAAGGUUCUAGUUAAGAAUACUCAAUAAUACAUUGAUAUUUACGAUAUUAAAGAAACAGGAAAAAAUCCUUUCAUAUACUAAUUUAUAUUAAGAGAAUCCUAUUUAAGUUUCACUGAGUUAUCAGGAGUGGUUCAGGAUCGAAUUUUGUUGGCCUUUGACAUCAAUCCUCAUAAUGAGCAAGAAAAGGUGUACUAUAGUCAAUUUAGAUUAUUCAAAUAGAUUGUUAUAAGUUAGCAUUUCAAAGAGCAAACCUUAAUUAACUUUUUUAUUAAAUUCUUUAAUCCUCAAAAUCAACCUGCAAUAACAAUGCAAGAUUUUAGAUCAAUUUUAAUUGUGAUUUUGUAAAAUUCUGAAAAUAUGGAUUAGUUGGUAAAAUAUAUUUUAAAAAAUAUACAAUUAUCACAAUAUGUAGAAGAUAAUUAGAUAAAAGACUUAUUUGGUAUAUUUAAGUCUAAAAUACUAGACCCUAUUAAUUUGAUCUAUUUAUUAUUAAACAAUAAUUGAUAUUAAAAUUAACUAUUC
Messenger RNA from Paramecium tetraurelia, 1080 nucleotides. RefSeq lists its product as uncharacterized. The record is from RefSeq and is a predicted model, not a curated record. NCBI's taxonomy places the organism in Eukaryota, Ciliophora, Oligohymenophorea, Peniculida, Parameciidae. The transcript is spliced from 3 exons.